Molecule: messenger RNA, 2372 nt
Organism: Cajanus cajan (pigeon pea)
Lineage: Eukaryota; Viridiplantae; Streptophyta; Magnoliopsida; Fabales; Fabaceae
Product: plastidic ATP/ADP-transporter
Biological process (GO): nucleotide transport
Cellular component (GO): membrane
Molecular function (GO): ATP:ADP antiporter activity
Source: RefSeq, a predicted model, not a curated record
ACUUCCCUCUCACUGCACACAAUCCUCUCUCUGAGUUUAACCAUUUCACGUAAAAAUCUUGGUUCCAUGCUACAUUUGUUGUCUUUCUGAGACACUCGAGAGAUUCCUUGGCAUAUUUAAAAAGAGAUAUUUUUGUAUCUGCCCCUUCCAUUUCUCCAACAUAGAUAUAUAUAAUCUCGUCUCCUCCAUUACCACUCUCCACACCACCCACCUUAUCUCUCUUUAUCCCUCUCUCUGUUUCUUUCUUCAAUACAGAGAGACAUGGAUGUUCUUCUUCAAACCAGAGGCCUUCUCUCUCUCCCCACAAACCCCAGAAACAGGGUCACACUCUCACACCCCUCUCUCACCUUAAAGCACAGAUUUUUCUCUCCAAACCCAAAAACCCUCCCCGUCCCUUCUCUUUCUUCCAAUGGCUUCCCAAAAUUCUCAAAACUCAAUGUCUUUCCCCAAAAGGAGAAAACUUUGUUCCUGUGCAAGGCUGAGGCCGCUGCUGCUGCAGCAUUUGGGGAACCGGAAAGUGAACAACCAAAGUUUUUGGGCGUUGAAGUUGCAACCUUGAAGAAGAUUCUGCCUCUGGGGUUGAUGUUUUUUUGCAUUCUCUUCAACUACACCAUUCUGAGGGACACCAAGGAUGUGUUGGUUGUGACAGCCAGAGGAAGCAGUGCGGAGAUUAUACCGUUUCUGAAAACUUGGGUGAACCUUCCCAUGGCCAUUGGGUUCAUGUUGUUGUACACAAAGUUGGCUAAUGUGUUGUCCAAGCAAGCUCUUUUUUACUCUGUUAUUCUUCCCUUCAUUGCCUUCUUUGGAGCCUUUGGAUUUGUUUUGUAUCCUCUCAGCAACUAUAUCCACCCCGAGGCGUUUGCGGAUAAACUUCUCAACGUUCUUGGCCCGAGGUUCCUUGGUCCUCUUGCAAUUAUGAGAAUAUGGAGCUUCUGUUUGUUCUAUGUCAUGGCUGAAUUGUGGGGGAGUGUUGUCAUUUCCGUUCUCUUUUGGGGGUUCGCCAAUCAGAUAACUAGCGUUGAGGAAGCAAAACGAUUCUAUCCUCUAUUUGGACUUGGGGCCAAUGUAGCCCUCGUGUUCUCUGGUCGGACAGUGAAAUACUUUUCUAAUCUGAGGCAGAAUUUAGGUCCUGGAGUUGAUGGCUGGGCCAUCUCUCUAAAAGGAAUGAUGAGCAUAGUUGUGGGCAUGGGAUUUGCAAUCUGUUUCCUGUAUUGGUGGGUCAAUAGUUAUGUUCCUCUGCCUACACGAAGCAAGAAGAAGAAGGAGAAGCCCAAAAUGGGAACAAUGGAGAGCAUAAAGUUCUUGGUGUCUUCAAAAUAUAUAAGGGAUCUUGCCACUUUGGUGGUUGCAUAUGGAAUCAGCAUUAAUCUUGUUGAGGUUACAUGGAAAUCAAAGCUCAAAGCUCAGUUUCCUAGCCCAAACGAGUACUCAUCUUUUAUGGGCGACUUCUCAACUGCAACUGGCAUUGCUACAUUCACAAUGAUGCUUCUAAGCCAAGUUAUAUUUGACAAAUAUGGAUGGGGAGUUGCUGCCAAGAUCACCCCCACUGUCCUGCUUUUGACAGGAGUUGGUUUCUUUUCUCUCAUAUUAUUUGGCGGCCCAAUUGCUCCUGUUAUUGCGAAGUUUGGAAUGACACCACUGCUAGCAGCUGUAUAUGUGGGUGCCAUGCAAAACAUAUUCAGCAAGAGUGCUAAGUACAGUUUAUUCGAUCCAUGCAAAGAGAUGGCCUACAUACCCUUGGAUGAGGAUACCAAGGUCAAGGGGAAGGCAGCCAUUGAUGUUGUGUGCAACCCAUUGGGGAAGUCUGGAGGUGCUUUGAUUCAGCAGUUCAUGAUCUUAACUUUUGGUUCACUGGCUAAUUCAACUCCAUACCUGGGAGGGGUCCUUCUGGUGAUUGUUCUUGCCUGGUUAUCAGCUGCCAAGUCGCUGGAUACGCAGUUUACUGCCUUGCGCCAAGAAGAAGAGCUUGAGAAAGAGAUGGAGAGAGCAGCUGCUGUCAAGAUACCAGUGGUGGCCAAGAGCGAAGAUGGAAAUGGUUCUCUUUCAAGUGUUCCACUGUUAAAUCCAACAACUGGUGGUGACUCCUCAAGUAGUCCCUCUGAAGCCUCAACUCCUCGCAAUAUCUAAGCAUGCUUAUUUCUGCAGAAUUGAACGGCAGAAAGAGUGAUGUGUUAGCUCAAACUAUUUGUUGUAGGUCAUAAUCUCGUCAUAGUUUGAUUCCCUCUUUUUUUUUCUAGUCUCACUAUUGUUUACUUUUGUCUCGAUAGAUAAAUGUUUUUGUUCUCUCGUUGUGAAAUUUCCUAUUUUGUAGCACAUUAAAAAAAAUAAAAAAAAAAUAGAAGAAUGAACACAUUCGAAGUUUUUGUUUCAAA